Molecule: messenger RNA, 3752 nt
Organism: Osmerus eperlanus (European smelt)
Lineage: Eukaryota; Metazoa; Chordata; Actinopteri; Osmeriformes; Osmeridae
Product: activin receptor type-1C
Exons: 9
Coding region: 278-1753 (491 amino acids)
Biological process (GO): cellular response to growth factor stimulus; nervous system development; protein phosphorylation
Cellular component (GO): plasma membrane; activin receptor complex
Molecular function (GO): activin receptor activity, type I; ATP binding
Source: RefSeq, a predicted model, not a curated record
GCUGAGGGACUGGCGCUGUAAUGGACACUUCAGGACGUUCAGCACUCUUUCAUUCACAUGUCUGUAUCAGUAGGCUGGAGCGGUAAUCCUCUUAAAUUCCGGUCGACAGAGGCGGAGCAAAUCGCCUAUUGCGUAUUCGGUUCUCUCCGGUUAUUUAGAGUGUGGGGCAAUGCGGAGUGUGCGUGGUUGACAGACUUUACUGUGUAAGUGUAAUGAUUUUUUCGGGGGAAACUGUGUAGGCAGUGUGUCCGCAAACCGAGCAGAUGCUGCUCCGGCCAUGACUCGUCCCAGGAAUCACACCUUUCAAGCGGCGUUGAUAUUUAUAUCGGUCGCACAGCUUACCACAGCUCUCAAGUGUGUGUGCCGGCUGUGUGAAAACAACACCUGUGAGACCAGCGCGGACGGAGCGUGCUGGAACUCUGUGAUGCUGAUCGACGGCAAGGAGGAGACGGACAAGUCCUGUCUGUCUGCUGAGAAGAAAAACCAGGUGUACUGCUACAGCUCCCGGAACGUGUCCAAGAGGAACUGCUGCUUCACUGACUUCUGCAACAACGAGAACCUGCACCUGUAUCAAGAGAGGCCUUCGGAGGUGCCUGGCUGGGGCAAGCUGGAGCUGGCGGCAGCCAUCUUGGUGCCGUCGUGCCUGCUGUGUGUGGGUGCCAUGCUGGGUGUGUGUGUGCUGCAGGGCCCGCGCUGCGCCUACCGCCGGGCACACAAGCAGGGUGCAGAGGAGGACCUGGAGGACACACUCAUGGCUCCUGACAAGUGUCUCAAAGAGCUCAUCUAUGACAUGAGUUCCUCCGGCUCCGGAUCAGGCCUCCCGCUCCUGGUUCAGAGGACCAUCGCCCGCACCAUCGUGCUGCAGGAGACCAUCGGGAAGGGCCGCUUCGGAGAGGUGUGGCGUGGGAAGUGGCGAGGAGAGGACGUUGCGGUGAAGAUCUUCUCCUCCAGAGACGAGAGGUCUUGGUUCCGCGAGGCGGAGAUCUACCAGACCAUAAUGCUCCGUCACGAGAACAUCCUUGGCUUCAUCGCCGCCGACAACAAAGAUAACGGCUCCUGGACCCAGCUGUGGCUCGUGUCUGAAUACCACGAACCUGGCUCACUGUUUGACUACCUGAACAGGUACACUGUCUCCGUGCAGGACAUGAUGCUGCUGGCUCUGUCCAUUGCCAGUGGACUGGCUCACCUCCACAUGGAGAUCAUUGGCACCCAGGGGAAGCCUGCCAUUGCACACAGGGACAUCAAGUCCAAGAACAUUCUGGUGAAGAAGAACGGGACAGCCGUCAUUGCAGACCUGGGCCUGGCUGUCAAGCACGACUCCACCACCAACACCAUCGACAUCCCGUCCAAUCACAGAGUGGGGACCAAGAGGUACAUGUCCCCAGAGAUCCUGGACGACUCCAUCAAUAUGAACAGUUUUGAGUCGUUCAAGCGGGCGGAUAUCUACGCCUUGGGCCUGGUGUUCUGGGAACUCUCCAGGAGGUGCUCUGUCAGGGGAAUUCAUGAAGAUUUCCAGUUGCCUUACUAUGACUUAGUGCCUUCAGACCCAUCUGUGGACGACAUGAGAAGGGUGGUGUGUGACCAGAAGCAGCGGCCAAGCAUCCCCAACCAGUGGCAGAGCUGUGAGGCUCUGAGGGUGAUGGGGAAGGUGAUGAGGGAGUGCUGGUACGCCAGCGCGGCUGCUCGGCUCACGGCACUGCGCGUCAAGAAGACGGUGGCCCAGGUGAACGUCAUGAAGGACAUCAAAGAUUAGCCACCUGGACGCAUGCUGGCACCGGCACCAACUCACCCGGACUGUCUGGAGAAGAAAAGAACUCUGGUCAUCCAGGGCAACCGCGUGGUGUCCAUGCCAUCAACAGGAAGCAGCAAUGAGCAUGCUCAGCUAAGGAUGCCAGAGGAUUGUGGGAGGAGUCUCUUCACACCUUACAGGAAGUGACAGAACUUAAUUGGCCAAACCACAGGAAGUAGGAAGGAAUUAAGCUGUGACCUGUCAGGAGAUGGAUGAGAAACACAAUGUACAGAUUUCUUUGCUACCUCACACAUGUUUUAAGUGCCCAAAGCUUGAAGUUGCACAUUUAACUGCUUUGUGCCAUAUACUGUAUUUAUCAAUAUUGUGCUAGGCUGACUGUGAAUGUUACUGAGUAACUUCUUACCUGAUUGUACAGGACACAUGUGUGAACAGUUGACUGUUACACUGGUUCACCUAUCGCCCAUCUACCAGAGGAUAAGUCAGAAUGCCUGAUGACAAAACUACACAUUAGUAUUAGAAACACAACCACAUCCAUUUCUAAAAGUCAGUGUUAAACAACAUUCAAAUGUGCUAAACAGCCAGUGCUACUAUAUGUAAGAGAGAUUGAUAGACAAGAAAACAGAAAGAUAGGAUUUACAAAAUGAUAUAAUGAUUCUAUAUGAAUAUCAUGAUAUAUCCAAAGCCUUUAAUUUAAUGCUGCACUUUUUUGUAGACUGACUAUAAAAAUGCCUAUGUGAAAACAUAUCUUAAAAAAAUAAUAUUUGUAUACUGCAGAUACAAAUUGCUGCUGUAAGAUUCUCAAAGCGGUGCACUCUUUCUUCAAGGUGCACUUGUAAAGCUGUAUAUAACUAUACAUAGCUGACAACAAUUCAAUAUUUCAAUACAGAAUUACUCAAAACAUAAUGCUGCUGUGCUUUCUUUGCUUAUGGAUCCAAUUUGUUUAAUUUGUAGGAGUCUACAAAAUAGGGAUUUUAUGUUGUGAGGACAGAUUUGAGUUUUGAGCACAACGGGUGAACUUGUGAACACUAUUACUGGUGUGGGACACCACUUGUGAACAAUCAACAAACCAAAGGGUUGAUAGCGCCACUUAACCCUAAUAAGUGUGCGUGUUUUUUAUGAGGACCAGAUUCUCCUUGAAUGUUUACUUUGAUAUCAUUGCAAAUGCUGAUGAGCUGUGUAAAAUCACCAUAGUGCGCAUUUGCAUUUUUUACUCCAUGGAUCAUGAAGUUAAGGAGAGGGAGUAGGCUACCAUGAUAGGUGGCAGUACAUUAAUUAGCAUGAUCGAAGUCGGAUCACUAGUUGUUAAAAUGAUUACAUAAUUAUAAUGAGCUACUGUACUGCUAUACUAUCAGAUAUACUAUACUAGCUGGUCUGAUAUCUGCACAUGUCUGUCAUUUUAUGUUGCUGUUUCGUAUAUAAGAACAAUUAUUGUUUCACUUCGUGUUUUAUUGUACUAAUUAUGUGAGAAUGCAGUAUUGCAGUUUGAAACGCUUUGCCUGUAUCAAGUGGACACGUUAGCGUUUACAUAAAGUUGGUAAAAUUGCAAAGUUAAGCUUUUGAUGUCACGAGGCCUAUAUGUUUGAGUCAGUUUUCUCAAAAAACAAAAAAAAAAAUAGAAAAGCUGUACACUUUGAGAAAUGUGAGACAGUUGUACUGUUAGAGAUAGCGUGUAGUUUGACUUAUAAAACCAUCAGUCAUUCCAAAGAUAUUAAUUUCAAUUCUUACUGGGGUUAAUUGUUUUUGAUAUUGUGUCUGACACAAAAAAUGUUGCCUGCCCUGGUAAGAUCAUGUGACUUUUAUAAAGAAGAUUAUUGUUGGAUUUUACAUCCUCUUGUGAGUUAGCAUAAUAUUUUGUUUUGACAAAGGUAACCACUGUACAUUGUGUUAUGAAGUAUAUGGUUUUCGUCUAGCCUAAUGUUUCAUUACGAUGGCUUUCAUUCAUGCACUAUUUAAUAGUCAAUGUGUGACAUCAGUGAGUCAAUAAAAUAUUUUUCAUGUUUCA